CUAGGUGCCUGUCAGUACCGUACGUUGAACCCCCAGCCUGACGGUAAACACCCUGGUUAAACACAUGGUUAAACAUAAGCUCUGCUCAUUUCCAAAGUCCUGUAUACCUGCUUCUCCGAGUCGUCGAGCGGAAUGGCUGCACUUAGAUCAGUGGAAUUGGAACGUCCACCUCAAGCGCUAAAAGAGGAGUUUGACACCCUCUUCAAUGACCAGUCACUGCGCUUCUUGGCAGAGCUGGUUUCCACUUUCGAGGAAGAGGUUGAGCAGAUAUUAAAUCGAAGAAUCGCUAGAAAGGUCCACCUCAACUUGACGGGGGAGUUGCCAAACUUCUCUGAGGACACUGCUCACAUCCUUAGUGACAAGUCGUGGAGGGUCCAUCCGGUACCCAAGCGUCUGCAAAGGAGACAUGUGGACAUAGGGGACCUGUCACCAUGUAACACAGAACGUUUCAAACUGGGUCUGAGCUCCCCAGCACAGGGAAUCCAGGUUGACUUUGACGAUGGAAAUUGUCCCACAUACUACAAUCAGAUCAAAGGCCUUUACAAUGUAUACAAGGUAGUGCGCAAUCAGUUUCCUGAUGUUCCUCCUAUAUCUCGGGCCCCACUGCUCAUGCUCCGACCACGUGCCUGGAACAUGGUGGAGCACAACAUGAUGGUCAAUGGGAAGGAGGUUCCAGGGCCGCUGUUUGACUUCGGCCUCUUGAUGUUCCACAACGGGAAGCUGCUCCUCCAGAAUAACAGUGGGCCAUUUUUUUAUCUAUCUAAGAUUGAAUGCUACAAAGAGGCACGACUUUGGAACAAAAUAUUCCUCUGGGCAGAAGAGAAGCUUGACCUGCCGUUUGGCUGCAUCAAGGCCACCGUCUUGAUAGAGAACAUCUUGGCCACGUUUGAGAUGGAGGAGAUUCUGUAUGAACUGCGGCAGCACUCUGCAGGCCUCAAUUGCGGGAUCUGGGAUUACUCUGCGUCAUUCGUCAACAAGUUUGGUCACAGACCAGCCUUCCUGCUUCCGGACCGCAGCAAAUACGUGAACAUGGAAAAGCGGUUCCUGAAGAGCUACAUGGACCUGCUGGUUCAGACGUGCCACCGGCGUGGGGCUUUGGCCACCGGGGGCAUGGCGGCACAGCUGCUGCCACAAGGGAAAGACAGUGCCCCCUACAGGAGGGUCCUGGCCACUGUCACCAGAUUAAAGUUACUGGAAAUCCAAGCUGGAGUGGAUGGUUUUAUGGUCUAUGACCUGGAUUUGAUCGAACCAAUGCAAAGACUGUUCCAGAUGCACACCAGCGGGGAGAAUCAGUUGCUCGUGCUCCGGGAUGACGUCUCGGUGACCUCUGCUGAUCUACUCACCAUGCCAGCGGGUGGGGUUACCCUUUAUGGACUGAAAUACAACAUUGCUGUAGGAAUCCUUUUUAUUGAGGCUUGGCUAACGGGCCGAGGGCAUUUCUUCUACCAGGGUCAAGUGGAGGAUUCGGCCACUGCGGAAAUCUCUAGAUCCCAGGUGUGGCAGUGGAUCAGGCACCGGGCCAGACUGGAGGAUGAUGAGAGGGUGGUCACCAGGGGUUUGGUGAGGAGCCUGGCCCAAGAGCUGCUCGGGGAACUGAAGGCCCACCGAGGACGUGAUUUCAGAGGCAGGGAAACGUUACUCACCGCUGCACACAUGUUCCUGGAGGUGGUACAGAGGAGAGACUUUCCUGAGUUUCUCACCACUUACCUUAACCUGGACCACAUGUUCCUUAGCUCCCAGGACGCACAUCGACAGCUGGAGGCGAAGGACAGCCUGAAUCACAAGCUGUAAACCAGGAUUCUGACCAGCAGAAGCAUUAAAGCAUGCUCUUACACCAUC
Molecule: messenger RNA, 1839 nt
Organism: Brienomyrus brachyistius
Lineage: Eukaryota; Metazoa; Chordata; Actinopteri; Osteoglossiformes; Mormyridae
Gene: ugl
Product: malate synthase-like
Exons: 15
Coding region: 133-1791 (552 amino acids)
Biological process (GO): glyoxylate cycle
Cellular component (GO): cytoplasm
Molecular function (GO): malate synthase activity
Source: RefSeq, a predicted model, not a curated record